Paramecium octaurelia is the source of this 735-nucleotide messenger RNA. The record is from the annotation of a GenBank genome assembly. Lineage: Eukaryota; Ciliophora; Oligohymenophorea; Peniculida; Parameciidae.
AUGCCUCUAUAAAAUGAUUCAAUUAAAUAAGAUAAUUUUAGCCAAUACUACAAUGGGACUCAUCCUUUGUCAUAAUAUACAUUCUAAAAAUAAGAAACUGUCAUUUGUACACGAUCACGCAGAAUAAUUAAAUAGAUAAAAUUAAAGAGAACAAUUAGACCUACCAUAUAGACACUAUAUAAACAAGAGUAACUACAUUGCGAGUGCUCUACCUCAUGCACCAUACAAAUUAAACUUAAAAAGAGGUGUAAUGCUAAUGCAAGGAAUAGGUAAUCAUAUAUAUAAUACAUUAGGUCAUAGCUCUAUAAUGUAAAGAAGAUUCUUAGAAAAAAUAAAUUUGAACAACUCUUACUUUCACUCUCACGCAUUCAUAAUAGUAAAUCCAUAAUGACUCCUCUAUUAAAUAUUUAUAUAUAGUUAGAUUAUUAAUUAGUGACUUCAUUCUGUGUAAUUUAUAUAUUCUUCUUCUUGGCUCUUUUAAAACUAAAAAAUAUUUUGUAUUAACAUUUCAAUCAUCUAAAAACGAAGUAUCAUGCCAAUAAUGAAGAUUAUAAAGGGUCCCGACUUCAAUUUGAAUUACUAGCAUUUCCAAGGAAGGACGAUAAGAAAAAAAUACAGAUUAAAUAUAGAAAAUAGGAUAAUUAAUUAAGUACGAUGACGUAUUUAACAAUUGAGAUAGUAAAAACUAGAGCGAUGAUUGAAAAUCAAUUGAAUUACAACUCAAAUUAAUAAUGA